AUGACCAAGAAAGGGACUCGCGAGCGUGCGCCGCAAAUCGCAGAUGAGCGUUUUGCGCGUGUGCAAGCGGACCCGCGAUUUAGGCGCGCAAAGCGUAAUGAGACAAAGGUCAAGCUUGACGAUCGAUUUAAGGACGUGCUUGCGCCGCAGAAACAGCGCGGGCCGAAAAUCGACCGUUUUGGUCGGCGCGACAGUGUCGCUGGGCGGCGUGAGCAAGACGAGCUUGCUAGGAUUUAUAAGCUCGAGGAGGAGAAUGACGAAGACGAGGGUCAGCAAAUGCUUGAUAUUGCGCGUGGACAGGUCGAGUUGGAAAGCAGCAGCGAAGAAGAAGAGGAAAGUGCCGACGACGACGAUGACGACGAUGAUGAUGACGACGACGACGUCAUGAUUGGAAAUCAGGAUGCUGUACGACGGGCUCGGAAGAAUCGCGGCUACUUGGACGUUGAGAUUGACCUAGAGGAAGAAGAGCUUGAUCCAGAUGUCAUUGCCGAGCUCGACAAGCAGGCUAAGCAACCGAAAGCGUCCAGUUCGCGGGUCAAAUCGCAGUAUGACGAUGUUGCACGCGGCGAUGAUACAUGCAGACUUGCGAUUGUCAACAUGGACUGGGAUCAUGUGCACGCGCGCGAUCUGUACAAAGUCAUGGCCUCGCUUGUAUCCCCCACCGCGUCGAGAGAACCCCUCGCACCAGUCCCGCAAGACGGAUCAAAGCAAAGCGUCAAGCUGUCUUUGGCCCCGGUCCGCGGCAAGAUUUUGUCCGUGCGUGUGUACGCCUCGGACUUUGGCCGUGCGCGCAUGGAGAAGGAGGAUUUGGAAGGACCCCCACGCGCCAUUUUUAAAGCAGACGAGGACGGCGACUUGGAUGACCCAAAGCAGCUGUACCAAGUCGAUGAAGGAAAUGAAUUUGACGAGGACGCACUGCGCAGGUAUCAAUUGGAUCGGCUGCGCUACUAUUAUGCAGUAGCGACGUUUGACUCGAAAGAAAGCGCACGGCACGUGUACAAUGAAAUUGACGGUUCCGAGAUGGAGAACUCGGCCAAUCUAUUUGAUUUACGCUUUGUUCCAGACAAUAUGGAGUUUCCUGAUGGCCAGGAUAAUAGGCCUGCGGAUUUUCGCGAGGAAGCAGUAGACGAUCUUGGCCGGUACGAGGCUCUCGAUUUCAAGACAGACGCUUUGCGCCACUCUCGCGUACAACUUACGUGGGACCAAGAUGAUCCCCAACGCAAGCGGCUUACGCAAGCGGCUGUACGCGGCUUGGACGAACUUAAUGAAGACGAUUUAAAGGCGUACCUGGCGUCCGAUAGCGAGGACGAUGCCGAGAAAAUGUCAAAAGGCAACAAAACCCGUUUGCGCUCUUUGCUUACCAGCGGAACAAACGCGUUUGAGGAUGCAGAUGACGAGGACAGCACCUAUGCGCCGAAGCAAAAACGCGAGGGCGAGAUGCAAAUUUCCUUUGUCCCUGCGCUUGCACAUAAGGCAUCGACGGAGCCUGAUCACGAGGAGACCACUAUUGAAAAGUACAAGCGCAAGCAAAAAGAACGCCGCGAGCGCAAACGGGCGGAGCGUACAGAGAAGCCAGAGAAGAGCGUGGAUACCUCGACGGGCUUUAAUGACCCAUUCUUUGACGACAGUGGCGACGACGACUUUGAGCGCGCGCUUACUAUAGAGAGUGCGCCAAAAGAGAAGAAGCGCAGAGAGGUGGCGCCUGUGGAUGCAGAACCUGUUUUGGACGACGCACCCGAUUCGGAUGCGGAACGCCACUUUAGUCUUCCGGAUAUCGUGCGGCAAGAAAAGCUGCGCGAGAAAAAGAUGGGCAAGAAACAGCGCAAGCGCGAGGCAAAACGCGAUCAAAAACGCGCUUCGCUUCUGCAGCCAGAGUUCAGCAUGGACACAAAGGACCCGCGCUUUGCCGCAGCGAUGGAAGACCACCGCUUUGCGAUCGAUCCCAACCAUCCUGGGUUCUUCAAGACAACAGGUAUGCAGCAGCUCCUAGAGGAAGGCAACAAGCGGCAGCGUGCGAAAUCUGACGCACCAUCGUCACAAGAUACUGACUUGCACUCUCUUGUACAGUCGGUCAAACGCAACGCAACGCACACAGGUCCAAAGAAAAAAAGACGUAUCUAG
This is a messenger RNA of Malassezia vespertilionis, 2121 nucleotides long. It is a transcript of the gene ESF1, whose product is annotated as pre-rRNA-processing protein esf1. Gene Ontology annotation, biological process: rRNA processing. Bases 1 to 2121 code for a protein of 706 amino acids. The record is from RefSeq and is a predicted model, not a curated record. Gene Ontology annotation, molecular function: RNA binding. The transcript has a single exon. Gene Ontology annotation, cellular component: nucleus. NCBI's taxonomy places the organism in Eukaryota, Fungi, Basidiomycota, Malasseziomycetes, Malasseziales, Malasseziaceae.